UUCUCCUCCAUAACCACAAUACACUUACCACACCUCACAAAAUAAUUUCCUUAUAUCAUCUAAUAUGCAGUUCAUAGUCAGAUCUCCCCCACUGUCUAAAAACUUGGUCUUUAUGGCUUUUUAAAAAAGAAAACAAGCCAAGAUACAAUCAAGAAUCACAUCUGCCCUUUACGCGGUCACGCUGAGCUAGCGCCCGGGCUUGGGAUCAGACCACAGCCCCCGCCGCGGCCCGCCGCCUCCUGCUGCCUCCCGCCGCCUCCGGACCAUGGACCCCCCGCAAAGUGAGCGAGCUUCGAGCCUUCGUGAAAAAGUGCAAGCAGGACCCAAGCGUUCUACACACCGAGGAAAUGCGCUUCCUGAGGGCGUGGGUGGAGAGCAUGGGGGGUAAAAUACCACCUGCUACUCAUAAAACUAAAUUGGGAGAAAAUACCAAGGAAGAAAAAACAGAUAGUAAGAAGGCGGAGGAAAACAUAAAGACAGACGAACCAUCAAGUGAGGAGAGUGAUCUAGAAAUUGGCAAUGAAGGUGUGACUGAACCAGACACUGAUGCCCCUCAAGAAAUGGGAGAUGAAAAUGCAGAGAGAACUGAGGAGAUGAUGGAUCAGGCAAAUGAUAAAAAAGUGGCUGCCAUUGAUGCCCUAAAUGAUGGUGAACUACAGAAAGCCAUUGACUUGUUCGCAGAUGCCAUCAAGCUAAAUCCUCAUUUGGCCAUUCUGUAUGCCAAGAGAGCAAGUGUCUUCAACAAAUUACAGACGCCAAAUGCUGCCAUCCGAGACUGUGACAGAGCUAUUGAAAUAAAUCCUGAUUCAGCUCAGCCAUACAAAGGGCGAGGGAAAACGCACAGACUUUGGGGCCAUUCGGAAGAAGCUGCCCAUGACCUCGCCCUUGCCCGUAAGCUGGAUUAUAAUGAAGAUGCUAGUGCAAUGCCGAACGAAGUUCAACCAAGGGCCCAGAAAACUGCUGAACAUUGGAGAAAGUAUGAGAGAAAACGUGAACAGCGAGAGAUCAAAGAAAGAACAGAAAGGGUCAAGAAGGCUCGGGAAGAACAUGAGAGCGCCCAGAGGGAGGAAGAAGGCAGACGACCAUCAGGAGCUCAGUAUGGCUCUUUUCCAGGUGGCUUUCCUGGCCGAAUGCCUGGUAAUUUUCCUGGAGGAAUGCCUGGAAUGGGAGGGGGCAUGCCUGGAAUGGCAGGAAUGCCUGGGCUCAAUGAAAUUCUUAGUGAUCCAGAGGUUCUUGCAGCCAUGCAGGAUCCAGAAGUUAUGGUGCCCUUCCAGGAUGUGGCUCAGAACCCGGCAAGUAUGUCAACAUAUCCGAGCAACCCAAAGGUUAUGAAUCUCAUCAGCAAAGUGUCGGCCAAAUUUGGAGGUCAAGCAUAAUGCCCUUCUGACAAAUAAAGCCCCUGCUGAAGAAAAAGCAGCUUAGACCACCUAAUGGAUGUCGCAAUAAUACAAACCAGUGUACCUCUGAAGAGAGCUGGGGUGCUUUGAAGAGGAACCCUACCCCUCUGCUCCAAAUGCAGCUGAAACAUUUUACAGUGGUUUGCCAUUAGGGUAUUCAUACAGAUAAUGUUUUCUUACUAGAAAUUUAAAACUUUAAAUAAUUUUUAAACCUUAAAAAUAUUUAAAACAAAUUAAAAGGGUGUGUUAAUCCCUACAUUUUUCUUUACUAAUCAUUUUGUGUUUUUCCUUUGAAUUAGUUAGGCAAGGAAGAUACUUCAGUAUGGAAGAUUUAUUGUUCAAGUUUGAGUGAAGUAAAGAUUUAUUAGUGGGAGGCAAAUGUAACAUUUAAAUAGAUAAAGUUUGAGUUGGAUAUAUGGUAGAAAAAAAAAAAAGAA
This is a messenger RNA of Kogia breviceps (pygmy sperm whale), 1834 nucleotides long. The record is from RefSeq and is a predicted model, not a curated record. NCBI's taxonomy places the organism in Eukaryota, Metazoa, Chordata, Mammalia, Artiodactyla, Physeteridae.